Molecule: messenger RNA, 1417 nt
Organism: Trichogramma pretiosum
Lineage: Eukaryota; Metazoa; Arthropoda; Insecta; Hymenoptera; Trichogrammatidae
Gene: mRpL38
Product: 39S ribosomal protein L38, mitochondrial
Exons: 6
Coding region: 98-1387 (429 amino acids)
Cellular component (GO): mitochondrial large ribosomal subunit
Source: RefSeq, a predicted model, not a curated record
UGUAUUCUGCUCCGAUUCAGAAAGCAUGAGAGGCGGAUAGCCGGUUUUUUAUUAACAAUUGUUUUGUUCAUUCGCGUAGUGUCAACGAUCGUCAAGCAUGGCUGGACGAACUCUCAAGUUUCUAGCUGCCGAUACGGUCAGCCUGAUGCAGGUUCGAUACAGGCGUGGACCUAGAGGAUUGAUGCCUCAUUUAGCACGAAAUCUUCAACAGAGAAUUGAAGAGAUGGAGUACAAAGAUCCAAGACUGCAUUACAAAGUCAACAUUGGUUUUGCUGUGCCCAAACAAAUCAAUGCUGACAUCAGAAAAAAUUUAACAAAGCAAAUGAAAAUUCGCAGACAGGAUGCUGAAUUUGAAAAAAAGUCAGCUCGUAAUGAACUUGUUAUUGAUCUUGAAGAAGCAAAGCAAGAUUGGACAAAAACAAACGGGCCUCAAUAUUUACAAAAAAUUGGCACUCAUUAUGGAGUGUUUGAGCACUUGUUUGGAGAUGCAUAUUUUUAUCCCGUUGUUCCAUUGAACAUUGAUUAUGACUUUGGGCAUAAAAAUCUCUUAGCAAGAGUACAUAAUGGUAAUCUUAUCACACCCCAAGAAGCAACAGAUGUUCCGUCUGUUAGUUAUGAAGCAGAACCUGAUACUUUAUGGACACUUCUUUUAACAACUCCAGAUGGAAAUUUUUCAAACCCACAAUCAGAAUAUUGUCAUUGGUUUGUAGGAAACAUUCCGGGAAAUGAUAUUUCAAAAGGAGAACAAUUGGUGAAUUACAUGAGGCCAAUCGCACCUAAAGGAAUUGGAUAUUGUAGAUAUAUCUUUGUACUUUACAAACAAGAUAAGAAGAUUGACUUUUCAGAAUACAAAAAAGAUGAUCCAUGCAUAAAUCUUGUUGAGCGUAAUUGGAACACUUAUAAGUUCAUGAAAAAAUAUCAAGAUGAAAUUACCCCAGCUGGUCUUGCAUUCUUCCAAAGCGUUUACGAUAGUUCUUUAAAAGACUUUUACCACCAUACUUUAGGUAUGGAAGAACCAACUUUUGAAUAUUCAUUCCCUGAACCAUAUCUGAAUAAACAAGAGUGGUUCCCUAUUAGGAAACCUUUUAAUACGUACAUGGACAAGUAUAGAGACGAGAAACAAAUUGCCAAAGAAUUUUUAUUGAAGAGAUUGAAGAAUGAACACCCUUUCAAGUUCCCCGAACCUCCUCUAAAGUAUCCGAAUGCACAUCCGUUCAAGGGAUACUUACCAUCUUGGUACAAGACCGAAGUACGAAAGGAGCGACUCAUGAUGGGUAGGAUAAACGAGUACGUCGAGGGAGGUUACGCUAAGAACAUCGGUGGUUUGGUACCUCGAGAAUAUCCAGUUUGGCAUAAAAGUCACAAGAAAAAUUCACUACCAGAGUGAAUAAAUAGAAAAGUCGAAUAGUUUGUGUAA